Messenger RNA from Oncorhynchus mykiss (rainbow trout), 2775 nucleotides. RefSeq names its product monocarboxylate transporter 2. The record is from RefSeq and is a predicted model, not a curated record. NCBI's taxonomy places the organism in Eukaryota, Metazoa, Chordata, Actinopteri, Salmoniformes, Salmonidae. Gene Ontology annotation, molecular function: monocarboxylic acid transmembrane transporter activity. Gene Ontology annotation, biological process: monocarboxylic acid transport; transmembrane transport.
AUCGGGACUGACUGAGCCAACCACUCAUCAGACCACUAUGACAGCUAAACCAUCCAUGCAGUAGCUCUCAUACUGUACUUCUGGUAACGGCAGAUGCUUGAGAAGAGCCUGUCAGCCUAAGGUUGGAGAUGGACUCCCCAGUGAAGAGUGGGACUGUGCAGUACCGACAGCAGUUUACGGUGGGCCCCCCUGAUGGAGGCUACGGAUGGUUCAUCCUGCUGGCCUGCUUCCUGGUGUUUGGGCUGACCUUUGGAGUGAUCAAGGCCUUCGGAGUGUUCUACAUGGAGAUCCACGGCUACUUUGAGGCCACAGCAACAGGAACCUCCUGGAUUACAUCCAUUGCUGUGGCAACCAUACACUGUGGAGCCCCCAUGGCGUCUGCUCUGAGUGCUCGCUACAGCCACCGGGCCGUGGUGAUGAUAGGGGGUCUACUGAGCUGUGUGGGGAUGGUGGCUGGGGCUUACGCACAGAACCUGGUUCAACUUUACAUCACUGUUGGGCUCCUAACCGGUUUUGGUUAUGCCCUGACCUGGACCCCUACAGUGACCAUGGUAGGCUGGUAUUUUGAGAAGAGGAGGCCCAUGGCCAACGCCUUGGCCAGCGCAGGAGAGUGCAUCAUCACCUUCCUGUUUACUCCACUGUUCCAGCUGCUGGUGGACCACUACUCCUGGAGGGGGGCCAUGUUGGUGCUGGGGGGCCUGCAGCUCAACCUGUGUGUUUGUGGGAUGUUACUGCGUCCCCUGAACACCCCCACUAAGCUGCCUCCCAAGGAGGUCAGAGAGGAGGAAGGAGACUUGACGUUGGAUGCCUUGCCCCAGACUAAAUCCAGCUCGGAGGGGACAGUGGAACGGACAGGCAAGGCCCAAGCCCAGAAGGCCAGAAAGGCUGAGCUAUGGAGCAAAGUCCUGCGCUAUGUGGACUACACACUCAUCACCAACCCCCGCUUCAUGGUCUACUCCAUGUUCGGGGUGUUUGCUGCUUUGGGCUUUUUUGCUCCGGCCCUCUUCCUUGUGCCCUAUGCCCGGAGCCAGGGAGUGGAUGAGUAUCAGGCGACUGCCCUCAUGUCCAUCUCAGCAGUUCUGGACCUGACGGGCCGGGUGUUCUUCGGCUGGGUGGCCAACCUGCAUCUAGUGGAGAUGGUGCAGCAGCUGACUGCCACUGUGAUCUUGCUGGGUAUAGUCCUGCUGCUGUGUCCCCUCGCCUCCUCCUUCCUUGAACUGGCUGCCUUCAGUUCAGCCUAUGGCCUGGUGUACGGGGCCACCGUCUCCAUCCACAUCACCGUGCUGGCUGAGGUGGUUGGCGUGCAGCGGCUGGGGAGUGCCCUCGGCUUCUUCAUGCUCAUCCGCAGCAGCGGUGGCCUCCUGGGGCCGCCCAUCGCAGGAUUCCUUAUAGACAAGAUGAGUGACUAUGGGACAGGCUUCCUCAUGGCAGGCGUGGCCCUCCUCAUCUCUGCCCUCUUUCUGCUCCUGCUGCACCAGAUGAAUCGCAGGGCUCAGGGGUCAGCCAGGACGGGACAUGUAUGAUCCGCCUAUGGACAGGCAGAAGGGGGAGGAGCUGUGGAAGUGGACGGUAUAGCACAGCAAAAAGGACUGUACAGACUGGGAGUACGAGGAUGGAGAACAGACAAGGACCUCCACAGAAUAGUGACAAUCACAUUCCUUCUUCUGAAGAUUUAUCAUCUAAACUGUUUCUGCAGAAACUAGUGCCUUAUUCACUCACACAACACUGGCAGACACCUCUUUUCUUCACAGAGUUUAAAUGAGCUAAUAAGGAAAACUCUACCAGAUGGCCUCAAGUAUCACAACAACUAUGCAGUGAUUCACUUUUGACUCAUUACAAAACAUAAAAUGUGAUAAUGACCAAAAAUGUGCAAUCCUCCACAACAAUGCUUUGUAGGACAUGUGUAGUGCUUCUGAUAUGACUCAUUCAAAUAGCUGGGACAAGUUUGAUAACACUUACUCCCUCUAGUGGAGCUUAGAGGUAUUUUAAAGUAGAGUCUAUGGCUAAACUCAGUGGGGAUCAUGUCUGAAUAUAUUUAUUGCUGGAGCUGGCACUAAGUCAAAUUAGUUAGAUAAUGAGUUUAGCUGUUGUAAAUAGUUUAGUGGAUCAGUAGUAAUAGGGGGAAUAACCUUUGCAGUAGUAAAUGGUAAAAUCUACAGCUGAACAAACAUGCACAUACACAUUAACUCAUUGUCAUCCUCCCAACAUGAGACAUUUAAGGGGAAAUUAGAUUGUGUACUGUGAAACAUUGCUCACAAAGGCAACAAAUUGAGUGCUUUCCAUUUACUCUGCUCUACAAUGUUUUUUGCAAAAUAUACAUCCAAGAUAAGUAAACUCCACAAAACUGCAAUAACACAGGCACUCUGAUAAAAAUCUUACCGCUGGACUAAUACAAAUACGCCUAAAUAAAGUAGUCACCUUCCAUAAACCUGGAAUAAUAAACUAGAAACGGAGGUUUAGCUAAAGCCAGCUGUUCCAUAAACACUUGCUUGGGAAUCUCCCACCACAUGCAAACAAACACACACAUGCACGCACGUACAAAGGCAUACCGUCACAUACACAUGCACGCACACACACACACCAGGACCCUUUGGGUGCGUGAAAUGGCCGACUGCCAAGUGAUAGAGCCCACCUAUUAUCUUUUACAGAAGACUACCAGAUCAAAUAAACAAAUUACCACAGCAUUUCCAUCCCAUGGAACUAAAACUCCUAUUCUCUGUUGUAAGUGUCUGUUUCAUCUUUUGAUCACUUUCCAGUAUAAACUAUCUAAACCCA